Molecule: messenger RNA, 888 nt
Organism: Colletotrichum higginsianum IMI 349063
Lineage: Eukaryota; Fungi; Ascomycota; Sordariomycetes; Glomerellales; Glomerellaceae
Exons: 1
Coding region: 1-888 (295 amino acids)
Source: RefSeq, a predicted model, not a curated record
AUGGUCUAUCAAGGCAGCUUCCUGGCUCUGGCCCUCCUUUCCUUGACAUCGUUCUCAAGCGCCCUGCCCGAGAACCUGAAAGGCCGCACGCCUCCCAACCCAAACACUUGCGCCUGCUCGCCCGUAGCGGAACAAACGCCAAUUCUCUCCACAAAGACCGAGACUGUCCACGAGACCUUCUACCAUACUGCUUCCGUGAGCAGGCAGACCAUCACUGCAACCAUCACAAUCACUCGUGCGCCCGUAAUUGCGACUGAGACGGUCCACGUCACCAAAUCCGUCGACGAACAAGUGACAGUCACUUGCACCGAGGUCAUCAUCGAGGGCCCCGACGGCACCGCCACCACAAAGACGAAGCCUCCCGGAGGCCACGGAGAGCACACUCGGACGAAGACGCGUACGUCUCACGACGGGUCCGAGACCAAGCCGCCUCACCACGAUGACGAUGACGAGGCCACGAAGACGAACAGCGGCUCUGCCACAGGCACCCAUACCAAAUCUGGCGGCGGCGGCGGCGGCAAGCCUACCCACCCCCCGAACGGAGACGACGGAGACAACGAUGGACACGACGAUGGCGACGACGGCGACGGCAGUACCGGACCCAAGCCGACGUCGAUCCACACUUGCAAGCAUUGGAACGGUACCAAGUGCGUGAAGCCUACGGACGGUCCCAGCCUUACCGUCGUCACAUCCACCGCAGUCGCAACGGCCACGGCCACGAGCGUGACGACCGAGAGAGCCCUACCCACGUACUCGGUCUGCUCCGUCUCCGUGACUCUUGUCACCGUCUAUAACACCGUCACGGCGACCGUCUACCAGAGCAUCUCCUCACCCUCGACGGCGCCGGUCCAUAAGCCUCGCGCGCCAACGGCCGUGGUGUCGGAAUGA